Molecule: messenger RNA, 1722 nt
Organism: Microplitis mediator
Lineage: Eukaryota; Metazoa; Arthropoda; Insecta; Hymenoptera; Braconidae
Product: mucin-2-like
Exons: 7
Coding region: 987-1622 (211 amino acids)
Source: RefSeq, a predicted model, not a curated record
UGUGUAUCUAACGUCUAUGUGUACAGAUUCUUAGAUGUUUUGCAGUGAAUAAUUUUCAUGUCACAUGAACGAUCCAAUAGAGGAAGACAGUUGCAUAACAUUUUACAUUGACGCCGAUUGCAUUAGUCGUUUGAUUUAUCGAGGACAACUGGUGGACUGUGGGGCUCGGGUGGAGUUAAUUAGCGUUUAAAAAAGUACUGGGAAUUUUUAAAAGAACGCUAAUUCAAGCUGUAGCAGUAAUAAUCUGGUUCUUCUUCGCUUCUCACGCUUGCCCUCGGUCAUCUUCUUGCUUGACUGGAGCUCAGUAGCAUUGGUUACUCGCAGUAUUUUCAGCUUCACAACUGAUACAACUUAAACGAAAAGAAUUGGUAAUGUGGCAUCAGAUAGCUACAAGUUCUCAAGUGUAUGGCUUACAUAACAUAAAUUCAGAAAAACCAAAAGAGUGCGGCUGCUGGUUGCUGUCAUGAACGACCACGAGGACGAGCAGCGACAAUGGUGGUCGCCGAUGUGUAAGAAGAGAUGGACGUGGAGGAAAAGAACUUUUGCGCCACGCGUCUUGCUCUCCACCAUGCCACCGUCCUCGCCAAUAACCAUCCUCCUCCAUUUACACAUACAAUUUUAUCAUUGUGAUGGCGAUUUUUAUAAACAUGAGAUUUAAAAUUUGAUAAUAUCUGGAUUAAAUUAUCAGUAUCGUGACCAGGAAAAGGUCAUUGUUGUGUUUUAAAAGUGAUAGGCGCAAAAAAACAUUAAAUAAUGUGAUCAAUCUUUCGAAUAUGCUUCGACACAAUCAAGUGUAAUAAUAAAUUGAAUCGAGUUUACACGGGACAAUGAAAAGAAUUUUAUCAAAUGUUAAAUGCUAAAUUAUUGUUGUAUCACGUUCUUGAUUAGCUGUCGUGUUUAUAAGUUACUCGGGAUACAUUAAUAUUGUGCAUUCGACAGUAUAAUUCAUUUGAGUGCAUUCAUUUAAACUUUAAAAAUUUUUUUAAAUGAAAAACUGCAGUUUCUUUAUAAUUUUAUUUGUUUCAAUAAUACUACCAUUGAAAAAUGAGUCUGAAGCAUUUACACUAAACGAUUGGAUGUGCUAUUGUUUAAUGAAUAGAAAAAUUACUACUACUUCAACCAUAAGUACUUCAAAUUCUGUGACAACAGCUAUUAUUUCUCCAGAUUCGUUACCUACAACUGCUAUUUCUCCAGAUUCGUUACCUAUAACUUCUACUUCUCCAUAUUCGUUACCUACAUCUUCUAUUUCUCCAAAUUCUGUACCUACAUCUUCUAUUUCUCCAGAUUCUUCGCCAACAACUUCUAUUUCUCCAGAUUCUGUACCUACAACUUCUAUUUCUCUAGAUCCUUUCCCUACUUUUAUUUUUCCAGAUUCUUCGCCUAAAAGUGCUAUUGCUCCAGAUUCUUUCCCUACUUAUAUUUCUCUAGAUCCUUUUCCUACUGUUAUUUUUCCAGAUUCUGCGCCUACAAAUUUUAUCCCUCCAAAAAUAGCUGCCUUUCGUAGUACAACUUCUGUGACUCCAUUCCCUUCAACUACGACUGAUGAUGAUGAUAGUGGUGAUGAUGAUGAUAAUGGUGAUUUUGGCAGUGGUCAUGGAUCUGAUGACAAUCGCGAACUGUAAACUUCGAAUAUCUUUAGCUAAAUUACCAUGAAAGCAAUAAAAUCUGAGAGUAUUUAAACAGGACGACAGUAGUAAAUUCAAACAUCGGAAACUGCUCCAA